This is a messenger RNA of Formica exsecta, 577 nucleotides long. RefSeq lists its product as uncharacterized. Lineage: Eukaryota; Metazoa; Arthropoda; Insecta; Hymenoptera; Formicidae. The transcript has 2 exons. Bases 7 to 525 code for a protein of 172 amino acids. The record is from RefSeq and is a predicted model, not a curated record.
UCAUGGAUGGACGCCAUAUUUAAAGCUAACCUAAAGCAGUGUCGUGGUCAGCUGUACAUGUUGCAUCGCUGCACAUGUUUGUUGCUCCGAUUUGCGAUUAUAAAGCCAAAUAAACUGAGAGCAUUAAAAAAGAGUUUCUUUUAUUGUGUGCAUUGUUAUAACGUAUUCCGACAGCGGGAGAUGGAAAAUAUCCUCGUCGAAAGCAAUAAAACAAAAAGUAUAAUGGAAGAAAACUCAAAGAAUAUAGAGCAUGAGACAGAUGAAUUAAAAUUCAAAUAUUUGCAAAGAAAUUUGAAUUUAGUCGAACGGCCUUCUUCGAAUUGGGGAUUUUCAAGAGGAAACGAUACAUUUUUUGGUUUUAUGAAGGCAGAAAGUGAUUUCAGUGUCAGAAAAAGAGUUGCUGUGUUCCCAAAUUUACAUAUUAAUAUUUAUAUUGAUGACAAGAUUAUGCCCUUUUCAAAACAUAUAAAAGUAACAAGUAUUGAUGAGAUGAGCGAAAUUUUGAAAACUAUGGAUUCAGUUUAAUUCACAUUCUGUAAAUAAUUGUACAUAUACAUCAAAUAUACAUUAACAAUCA